AUGGAGGGCGCGGCGACGCCGGAAACGGGCCGGCGCACGCGCGCGGCGCUGGCCGAGAUCCCGACGCGGCUCGACCGCCUGCGCGUGACGCCGCUGCAGCCCGUCACCAACAUCCGCGAGCUCUCGCCCGCGCUGCCGCCCAGCUAUCUCAGCCCGGCGCCCUCGCCCGACGAGUUGUGUAUACAACAACGAGGCAGAAAACGACUACCAUCAACAUGGUCUCCCGAUAUAGAGUUAAAGCGAAACUCAUCAUUCCAUUCCACUGUUCGUACCCCAACAAAAAACACCCCUGGCCGCAUCUCACCACCCAAACUUGGCGUCACUCUCCGUUCUACACCAAGGAAACGCCUGAUGCUUGGUGAGUCUGAACGUAUACCUUUUACUCCGGAUAAAAUUGACUUCAGUGACCUCAGUACACCGCAGAAGUUCAAAAUAACCAGUCCUAUAAAAGGAUCACCCCCGGUUAAGAGGCUUAGAUUAGAUAAACAAGUGGAAGAGUUCAAAGGUCCUCUUGAUGUUGCUCUUAAAGGUCUCAGUCCAACCCAACUGGUAAACAUGAUCAAAAAAAUUACUCACAAGCAUCCUGAGAUUGAACAAGAGAUACGAGGAGAAAUGCCAGCUCCAGACCUUACACCGUUGGAAGAAAAGUUAAGCUAUUUGAAAUCGAACAUCUUUAAAAGUCUUCCAACGUCUAGAUUGACUUCAAAAACUGAUUCACCUGCAUUCUCCAGAGCUUCCACACAUUUGGCGGCAUUCAAAAAGUGUUUAAUUGAACAAGGGAAGACGCUAGUUGAGUCUCAACAUUGGGAAUCUGCCAUUAAAUAUGUUUUCCUCGCUUGGAGUUAUGUGAGGGCGACCCCAGUGUGGGAUAACCAGCCUCACAACAUGCAGAGGAAACAGUGUUUCAAAGCCUUGACCACCUUUUGUAUGACAUCAUUAAAGAAGGGUGCGCUUAGUAAGGAUAAACUGAUUGAUAUCCAGGAUAAGCUUCAGGGAAUGGUAGCGGACAGCGAAGAGAUACAAUCCUGCAUUAAGCUUAUUCAAGGAAGACUACAAGAUUUUUUGUAA
Messenger RNA from Parnassius mnemosyne (clouded apollo), 1068 nucleotides. The record is from the annotation of a GenBank genome assembly. Lineage: Eukaryota; Metazoa; Arthropoda; Insecta; Lepidoptera; Papilionidae.